Messenger RNA from Fomitopsis serialis, 412 nucleotides. RefSeq lists its product as uncharacterized. The record is from RefSeq and is a predicted model, not a curated record. The transcript is spliced from 3 exons. Lineage: Eukaryota; Fungi; Basidiomycota; Agaricomycetes; Polyporales; Fomitopsidaceae. The annotation marks the transcript as partial.
GUCUGGCCAGCCCUCCCUGGGCCGUUACGCUCAGCAGCGCAUGAGAAACGCGCGAAUCUUCCCGACGUCGACUCGUUCACUCUGGAUAACAUCCCGCUCACCUUCUUCUUGCGCAAAGUUCUCGUGGAAUACGUCGCAGAAGUGACCGCCCCUCCUCCUGUGUGGUCAAGGACGCGCGCCUCGGAGUGCGAGAUCUGCGAGCGCGAGGUGCCGCUGACGUACCACCACCUCAUUCCAAGAGAGGUGCACGCGAAAGCACUGAAGAAGAAAUGGCAUUUGGAAGGAAUGCUCAACUCCGUUGCUUGGCUCUGCAGAGUAUUAUACCUCGAUCGACUCUUGGAACGCGAAGAUGUACAGAAGUGGAGGAAGUACAUAUCGAAGCAACGGUGGGGCGUGAAGCGAGGCUGAUCAU